CAACAACAACAUUCAAAUAUGCCAAUUUGUCUUGAUAAUAGUGGUCGAAAUAAUCAUGGUUUAUCAUCAUUGAAUCAAUCGCCACCAAUAACAUCGAAUCAACAACAAUUAUUAUAUCCAUUAUCAACAUCAACUACACCACCACCACCACCUACACAAAUACCCCCAUCUCAUACACCAAAUUCACAUCAAACAUCAUCACCAGUAUCCAUUCAUCAAUAUGGUAAUAAUGCUAGUGGUCAACCACCUUAUCCACGAUUUCCACCUUAUGAUCGUCUUACCGAACAACAACAACAAUCGCAACAACUAAACAAACAUCUACCUGAUCAAUCUACCAUUGUUUCAAAUCCAAAUUCAAAUAGUCAAUCAAAUGAUUCAACUAGUCCAUCAUUUUAUUCAAAUAAUAAUAAUAAUAAUAAUAAUAAUACUUCAUCAUCAUCGACAACAGCAACAACAUCCAACAAUGUUGUUGUUGUUAACCCUUCAGCAACAGCACCAACUUCCUGUUCAAAUAGUCAACAACAACAAAUUCCAUCAUUAGCUUCUACUGCACCACCACCAUAUGAUUGUAGUGGUGGUGGUGGUGGUGGUCGUAUUUCAAUAACACCACCAUCAUUAGAUGGUAAUGGUUCAAAUGGUGGUGGUUUUGGUAGCUGUAAAAUAUUAAGUGACGGUAGUAUUACACCAUUAGAUCAACAAAAUAAUCAAUCACCAUCACCAAAUUCAUCAUUACAUCAUCAUCAACAACAACAACAACAAUUAUAUGGAAUUGAUAAUAAUAUUGGUUCAAUUGGACAUUUAGGUGGUCCACCUGUUUCACCUGGACAACAAUCACAACAAUCUGAAGUACCAUCAUUAGUUUAUCCAUGGAUGCGAUCACAAUUUGAAAGAAAACGUGGACGACAAACAUAUACCAGAUAUCAAACAUUAGAAUUGGAAAAAGAAUUUCAUUUUAAUCGUUAUUUAACUCGAAGACGACGUAUUGAAAUUGCACAUUCAUUAUGUCUGACUGAACGACAGAUAAAAAUUUGGUUUCAAAAUCGCCGAAUGAAAUGGAAAAAAGAAAAUAAAACGAAAAUUGAUCAUCAAAAUCAACAAGGAAUACCGAUUGGUACUGGUGGUGGACCACCAGGUUCAAAUAAUGGUGGUAAUGGUGGAUCUUGUAUGGAUUUAAAUCAUCAUAUUGAUAUCGAUGGACAUCGAGGCUAAACUAACUUCAUCAUAAAAAAAAUCACUAAACAAACAAACAAACAAACAUCACUCAGGUCAGGAACAAAAC
Dermatophagoides pteronyssinus (European house dust mite) is the source of this 1279-nucleotide messenger RNA. RefSeq lists its product as uncharacterized. Gene Ontology annotation, cellular component: nucleus. The record is from RefSeq and is a predicted model, not a curated record. Gene Ontology annotation, biological process: anterior/posterior pattern specification; negative regulation of transcription by RNA polymerase II. Lineage: Eukaryota; Metazoa; Arthropoda; Arachnida; Sarcoptiformes; Pyroglyphidae. Gene Ontology annotation, molecular function: DNA-binding transcription factor activity, RNA polymerase II-specific; RNA polymerase II cis-regulatory region sequence-specific DNA binding.